AUGGUUGUAUCUACGGAGUACAAGCAGGCUUUCAAGGGAAAGCCCUCAUUUCCAGCCAGCACCAAGGUGUACCAGGAAGGAUCUUCGCCAUCCAUUCGCGUACCCUUUCGCCAAAUCGCACUGAACCCGACCACGGGACGGUUCGGACAGGAGGAUAACGCUCCACUGUCCAUCUACGACACGAGCGGGGCGUAUUCCGACGAGACGGCGACUCUGGGUUUGCGGCAGGGGUUGCCGGCGUUGCGCCGCGACUGGAUCAUGGCGCGCGGGGGCGUGGAAGAAUACGCCCGCCAAGGCAUCGUUACUCCGGAGAUGGAGUUCGUCGGCAUACGGGAGGGCAUUGAUCCGGAAUAUGUGCGGCAGGAAGUGGCCCGCGGUCGGGCGAUCAUCCCCGCCAACAUCAACCACCCGGAGUCGGAGCCAAUGAUCAUUGGUCGGAACUUCCUGGUGAAAGUGAACGCCAACAUCGGAAACUCGGCCAUUACCUCGUCAAUCGAGGAAGAAGUGGAAAAGAUGUUGUGGGCGACCACGUGGGGCGCUGACACGGUGAUGGACCUGUCCACGGGUCGCGAUAUCCACACAACGCGGGAAUGGAUACUGCGAAACUCGCCGGUUCCAAUCGGCACGGUUCCCAUCUACCAGGCGCUGGAAAAGGUGGGUGACAACCCCGAGGAACUGACCUGGGAACUGUAUCGGGACACGUUGAUCGAGCCGGCCGAGCAGGGUGUUGAUUACUUUACGAUCCACGCCGGAGUGCUGCUGCGCUACGUGCCGCUGACGGCCAACCGUCUGACGGGCAUCGUUUCGCGGGGUGGGUCCAUUAUGGCCGGCUGGUGCCUGGCGCAUCACCAGGAGAAUUUCCUGUACACGCACUUCGGCGAAAUCUGCGAGAUCAUGCGGGCCUACGACGUGUCCUUCUCCCUGGGAGACGGAUUGCGGCCAGGCUGCAUCGCGGACGCCAACGACGAAGCGCAGUUCUCGGAGCUUAAGACGCUGGGCGAGCUGACCCAGUUUGCCUGGGAGCAGGACGUUCAGGUGAUGAUUGAAGGGCCGGGUCACGUGCCGAUGCACAAGAUCAAGGAGAACGUGGACCUGCAGAUGGAGGUGUGCCACGAAGCGCCCUUCUAUACGCUGGGGCCGCUGGUUACCGAUAUUGCGCCAGCCUACGACCACAUCACUUCAGGCAUUGGCGCCGCGAUGGUGGGGAUGUUCGGCACGGCGAUGCUUUGCUACGUGACGCCGAAGGAACAACCUGGGUCUGCCCAAUCGGGAGGACGUGAAAACCGGCGUCAUAACCUACAAGAUCGCGGCUCAUGCCGCCGACGUUGCCAAGGGGCAUCCGAUGGCCCAACAGUGGGACGACGCUCUGUCCAAGGCACGGUUCGAGUUCCGGUGGGACGACCAAUUCAACCUGGCGCUGGAUCCGGGAACCGCCCGCGACUACCACGACGAGACAUUGCCGGCCCAGGGGGCCAAGGUGGCUCACUUCUGCUCGAUGUACGGCCCCAAGUUCUGUGCGAUGAAGAUCACCCAGGACGUUCGGGAAUACGCAGCGCAGCAUAG
Molecule: messenger RNA, 1563 nt
Organism: Geodia barretti
Lineage: Eukaryota; Metazoa; Porifera; Demospongiae; Tetractinellida; Geodiidae
Source: the annotation of a GenBank genome assembly